Messenger RNA from Phacochoerus africanus (Common warthog), 1808 nucleotides. RefSeq names its product coiled-coil domain containing 71 (gene CCDC71). The coding region runs from base 139 to 1551 and encodes 470 amino acids. NCBI's taxonomy places the organism in Eukaryota, Metazoa, Chordata, Mammalia, Artiodactyla, Suidae. The record is from RefSeq and is a predicted model, not a curated record. The transcript has 2 exons.
GGCGUACUUCCGGUGCGCAGCGGGCGGCCAUGUUGGAGCAGCGGAGGCGGCGCAGAGGUGCGUCUUGGGUCCUUGCGGCGGCGCCGGUGCCAAGCCCUGGUUUGUGGAUACCCAGGCAGAUCUGCAGUGCCUAAUGCCAUGAGCGUGGUGGUGCAGCAUGUGGAGGAGAAAGCUGUGCACUCCUGGUCGCGGAUCUCCACGGCAGGGAAGAAGGCCCUGGAGGAGGCGCUGCUUGUCUUUAACCCUAUGAGCCAGGAUCUCAGUGCCACUGAGGCCCAGCUUGUGGCCUUCCUGCAGGGCCUGCGGGAUGAUGGCUUCCAACCUACCAUCCUGCGGAGCGGUGAUGUCUAUGGCUAUAGUUCAUGCACAGCCAACCCCCCAAGCCAGACAAAGCUGCAAGCUCGUGCCCCCAUGCCAGCUGCCACAUCACCUCCAGCCAGUGCUCCCCGAACUCCCAUGCAGCUUUCUGCAGGCCGGGCCACAUUGCUUCCCAUGCCACUGUCUGGCAGGCUGGCCAAAGCGUCCACACCACCUCUCACCAAGCAUGCCACCACCAACCUGCUACUGAACUCCCUGAAGCAGUCAAGUGCCAGCCAUGCCCAGGGUGCAGCAGUGGGCUUUCCCACCCACCUCUAUCCAGGUGUCUACCCUGCCAUGCGGCUGUCCGUUGUACUUGAGGCCCUGGUUCCACUCAAGACUCCCAUACCCUGCUUGAGUGCCAAGCACAAGGCACAGUCAGUGCAGCUCUCACUUGCAGACUCUCCCCUGAAGCUGCGGAGAGGUCCAGGGAAGAGCCCGGGGAAUUCCCAGCCCAAAGUUCCCAGAAAAGCCACAAGCAAGGGCCCCAAGAGUCUGACUCAAAGAGGCUCCAGGGCUGGACCCCGACAAGGCAAUGGGCCCCAGAACAAGACCUACAAAGCCACUGGGUCCCUCAGCAGCCCACGAAUGAAAGGUGACUGUUCACUGGGCACCAAAAUAGCCCAGGCCAAAGCUGCCCGUGCUCAGGCCAAGGUGGCUAGAACACAGGCCAAAGUUGCCAAGGCCCGGGCAAAAGCCAAGGCAGCACAGAUCAAGGCUAAAGCCAAGGCAGCUCGGGCCAGGGCCAAAGCCAAGGCCAAGGCAGUGCAGGCCAAGGCCAAGGCCAAGGCAGCACGGGCCAGGGCCAGGGCCAAGUCCAAGGCAGUGCGGGCCAAUGCCAAGGCAGUGCAGGCCAAGGCCAAGGUGGCUCGGAUCCAGCCCAGGGGCAGGGGCAGGCCAAAAAGGUCUGUUCAGGCCAGGACUGCAAGGAAGGGCCAGAAAAGAUGCCCCGAGACUGUGGGGCAGAAGAGGAAAAGGGCUGAUGAGGAAAAGGAUCUUCCUCCCCGGAAGAGAACACGUCUUGGGUCCCAAUCCCCUAAGAUGUGGUUAGGACGUGGAACAGCAAAGCUCCUGAGAUUCCAGGCCAUCAAGGUGGACAGGAGGUCCUCAGAUGAUGAGGUGCGGCAGCAGGCUCAGCAGAUCCUCCAUGUGAACCUUUCUCCUAUAAUACAGCUCCAGCCAUUGCUGCCAUAAUUGGCAUCCUGAUGACAGUGUUCGGGGAGACUGAGUCCACUUGUCUGUGUGGUCAUUGUCACAGAGUGCAAUGCCCAUGGAUUCCACAACCCCAAGGACUCUGGGGUGCCUCUCCAGUCCCUGAGAACCACUGGCGUCCUGAAGGACAUGGGUGGGGUGGGCAGGUGGGAGGGGUGGUCUCAUGGUGCAAUGCACUGGGACUUGUUACUCUUCGAAUUGUAUGUCCACUGUUCCAUCUAUCACGUUUUAUACCUUUC